Dothidotthia symphoricarpi CBS 119687 is the source of this 2784-nucleotide messenger RNA. RefSeq lists its product as uncharacterized. The record is from RefSeq and is a predicted model, not a curated record. NCBI's taxonomy places the organism in Eukaryota, Fungi, Ascomycota, Dothideomycetes, Pleosporales, Dothidotthiaceae. Gene Ontology annotation, biological process: dolichyl monophosphate biosynthetic process. Gene Ontology annotation, molecular function: dolichol kinase activity. The transcript has 2 exons. Bases 1 to 2784 code for a protein of 927 amino acids. Gene Ontology annotation, cellular component: endoplasmic reticulum membrane.
AUGACCAUGACGCACUCGGAACCACCAGACGGCCAUGCAGACGCGCCGGCGGGACCCGAAGUCGAAGUGCUCGAGCAAUUCCGUCGGUCUCCACACCCCUACCUUCGCCAUAGAGACGACAUCCGAAGCACACAGCCCACAAGCGCGCGCACCAGCCGCAAUGCCUCGCGCAUCCGCACGCCCCUCCGCGCCUCCGAGUGCGCACUAGAUUCCGACGAAGACGGCAGGAAGCGCAGGAAACGGGCCUCGCAGUCGCCCAGCGAGAGCGGGACUGAGGCGGACGACGAGGGAUAUGGGCUUGUGAAAGCGCUUCCGGCCCCUCCGUUGCGCCCGCGCAAGGGUCUACGCGAUCAGCAUGGUUCGGGGAACGAUGGUGCUGCUAGCCCGCUGUUGACGCCUUCGCAAGUUGACGACGAGGGGCGCGCGUAUGCGAAGGUGUAUUUUGAGGAGAAGAGGGAGGGGUCCGUGAGGGGGGAGACGUCGCCGACGGAUGAGGAGGCUAAGGCUGCGAGGCAGAAGUACCUCAAGAGGCGGCGGAAUGAGCUUGUCAGGAGAACGUCGGAGACGGUGUUGCUUGCUGGUAUAAGCAUACUCGCUGUUCGUGGGUGCGGAUGCUGGGACAAGCUGCUGGAGUGGCAUAGAGUAGAACUAGGUACGCAUGCCAUGGUUAUGGCCGUUGCUUUGGGCGUGUAUCCCCUGCGACUACUCUACUACUCACGGAGAAGAAACCCGCCAUCGAAUCUUCGCUUUCGACAGCAAAUACGAAUACCAGCUGCUUUCGAUCCAGCUCCAAUACUGUACCCCGCCAUAGUACCCGUUCUGAUAUCAAUAUCCCUUUUCGCUACAUACCAAAAACCAUUGCUACCGAACAUCCUUCUUGGACUGGCAGCACUACCACCACAGCUCAUCCCAUUUGGGAGCUCAACAUUGGGGUACUCGAGCGUCCAUUGGCUUGUGUCCAUUCUGCCCCUGAUCGCGUCAGAAAACACAGACAUACCGUCAAGACUAUCAGCGUUGACACCGUACAAGCUGAAGCUUCCUCCUCCAGACAAGGGGUUAGAUCCUGAGCUGCUAGUCAUUCUCUUCCCAUUCCACCAAGCUCUGCUUCCACCAUUAUACUACCUCACCACGACCAGUCUGCUCCCCACCGAGCUACAUCUACUGUCUAUCGCGCUUAUUAACAUGCUGUUGUUCUCCGACUCUCCCCAGAUGGGGAUCCUGAAGACACUCACGUGGCUCGGCGGGAUAGGACUCUUCGUGCUUUGUGGGAAGGUACUCAAGUGGGGUGUUGCGCUUGCUCGUAUCCCACGUUGGAGAUUCAGACGCGUGGGACAGAUUGUUCAAGCACAGCAGUCAUUCCUGCAGGUGUUGAACGAGACUCUGAGGUCGAAGCGAGAACAGCACGCUGCUGGUUCCGAUAGCGAUGCAGACGAUAAUCCGUUACUGCGGCAGAAUUCGCUCAAGCAGACGAAGAGCUUGAAGGUGGGCCCAGUGCGGAGUAGUACGUACAUGGGGAACGAUCAGGAGCUUCAACCCUCAACGAACGGCAAACCCGUACAAAAUGGCAAGCCCAGCGAGUCGAGCAUCCCCGCACAGAAACGGCGCAAUACGCUGCCCAAUCUCGCUGCCGAAGACCAUACCUCCACACAUCGCUACUCGCACCGCAAACGCUCAAAGUCCAUCGCACAGUCAUACCUCUCCCUCACACCAACCCAAGCAACGAUCAGAAAAUGGGUGUAUGCAGCUUAUUUCUACCUCGUCGUAGUCGUCAUGAUCCUAGGCCCAAUCCGCCACAUCAUCGGCACCCACGCGCUGCACUCCCACGAGCCCUUCGGCUGGGCAAUAAGCUACCUCUUCGGCAACAUCCAGCGCCUCCGCUGGGAAGUCUUCAACUGGGACCUGGACUUCUGGAUCCCGCUCCCCCCCAUACUCGACAGCUCCGCCCCACCCCACCCCCUCGCCCCAGCAGAGCACAUCCGCAAACUCCUCCUCGGCGAAGCAACCACCCGCCUUCUGCUAAGCAGCUACUGCCUCCUCACCAUCGCCCUCGGCCUCUUAUCCGUCCUCUCCCUCUCCGCAAUCGUAGAAGUCGACACGCGCCGCAAAGUCUUCCACGGCACUAUGGUCGCCAUGCUGCUCCCUACAAUCUACAUUGACCCGUGUUUCGUCGCCUUAGCCCUCGCCCUCGUCCUCGCAAUCUUCCUCCUCCUAGACCUGAUCCGCGCCUCCCAACUCCCCCCUUUGUCAAAACCAAUCGCGCGUUUCCUCACUCCCUAUGUUGAUGGUAGGGAUCUUCGCGGCCCGGUCGUGGUCAGCCAUAUCUUCCUGCUCAUCGGCUGCGCCAUCCCGCUUUGGCUCUCCCUCGCUGGCACGCCGCGUACUGGCGACCCGCCUUGGGCCGCCUGGGACGUCGCGGCCCGCGAUGUGAGUAUGGUCGCGGGGGUAGUCUGCGUCGGCAUGGGCGACGCGGCUGCCUCUUUAAUCGGACGCCGCUACGGGCGUCGCAAGUGGCCGUGGGGCGGCGGCAAGUCGCUCGAAGGCUCGCUCGCGUUCGCCGUCGCCGUCACCAUUGGUCUACUGUUCGGCAAGGCGUGGCUGUAUGUCGGCUGGGGUGAUGGGUCCGUACGGCCGCAGACUUGGGUGCGUGAUGCGCUGUGGGUCACGGGGAAAGCGGCGCUUUGUGCGGCCGGCGCGAGUCUGAAUGAGGCGGUGUUGACGGGCGGGAAUGAUAAUGUGGUUGUGCCGGUUGUGCUUUGGGUGCUUGUUAGGGGCGUGGGGUUGUAG